Messenger RNA from Anneissia japonica, 1517 nucleotides. RefSeq names its product IgGFc-binding protein-like. The coding region runs from base 56 to 841 and encodes 261 amino acids. The record is from RefSeq and is a predicted model, not a curated record. The transcript has 6 exons. NCBI's taxonomy places the organism in Eukaryota, Metazoa, Echinodermata, Crinoidea, Comatulida, Comatulidae.
CAGAAACAUUUCCUUCUAACUUUCAAAUUAGUUUCGUUUUAAGCGAACCUUAGCAAUGAUGCAUUCCAUCGGCUUGGUAUUAAGCGGUCUCUUUGCGUUGACAACUUUAUUUGUUUACGCUAACGCCACGCCAAACUGUCCCCCUUGUGAAUGUACGAAUCCACUUAGAUUCUUUACUGAUAGAAAUGGAUGCAGACGAUGCUGGUGUUUCAGGAUCCCACAGGGCCCUGGCCGUCCCAGAAAACCUGAUGGCGAUUGCCCAUACUGUCCUUGUAAAAUUGAUCUUGCCGGACCAGUCGAUGCUAACGGUUGUCCAGCCUGCUCAUGCCUAGCGACUGAACCGCCUGCGCCACCGAGCCCACCGGGUCCCCCGAGUCCACCAAGUCCACCAGUAAUCUGUCCGGACUGUGAAUGUGCGAAGCCGAUUGCGCCUCCAUCAAUCGAUAAAAAUGGAUGUCUUCGUUGCAGUUGUCCUGAAGACGGAAUAAAGCCUCCACUUCCACCACCAACAAAUUCCUUUUGCCCUUUCAACCAAAUCGAAGUGGAGUGUGCCUUGGACUGCCAGCCUAAUUGUAAUGACUACGUUCGUAAAAUAGACACAAUGAGUCUGCCGUGUAAUAAGAUGUGCAGACGCUGUGUGUGCGAGGAUGGUCUGUAUUUUGAGAGUGACGGUCAUUGUAUUGCACCAGAGUUUUGUGGUUGUUACGAAGAUCGCCUUGACCAAUAUUUCAAGGUUGGUGACCGAUUCCUGAUAGAUGAUCAAAUCUGCGAGUGUGACAGUCUCAAUAAUAUCCUGUGUGAAGAGGAUUCGGAAGGCUCUGGAUCUGGCAUUGAAGUGUAAACCAAUAAAAUUCGUCAUGCACCUAUAAAGAGGAUAUUUUGAACAACGGUCGAAUAGGCCUAUAUUGCAUUUACGACGGCUACUUUUGCGCAUAGGCCUACAUUAAUUUUAAUCAAUUAGUUCAAUCAAACAAUCAAUUAAUUAGUUCAAUCAAUCAGUCAAUCAAUCAAUCAAUCAAUCAAUCAAUCAGUUAGUCAUUUGAACAGUCAGUCAGAAUCAAUAAAUACCUCAAUUUAUUUGGAAAACGCUUUUGUAACCACCCCAAACAUCACUUUGAUGUCGCCUUUAUUCUAACAGUAAAUUUUGGUAGCUUUUUUUAGGUUGUUCAAUUUAAAAUGAAUUUCUUGAACGUCAAAAGAAUAUACCUUUGCUAAACGCAGUCAGACGGCAUAGAAAGACCAAAGGUGUGGUUUUCUACGAACGAAAUUGAGAGGUUAUGAAUACAUAAUUAUCAGAUGCUAGAAAGCUGCUAGGUUAAAGGUUAUCGAGUCAAUUAACUAAAGCCACACAUCCUUCAUGGUUUGAUAUAUCCGUAUCAAUUUUUACCGAAUGUUUUUCUAUGCAAAUGUGCGCAUGCGUUUAUGUUUAGGUCAAUAACCUAUGCUUUUUAGACUAAUAUUUUUGACUCAGAAUUUUUUAAAGUUACCUUUCUACAAAUAAACGUUUGAGUUGCUAA